GAAACGAAAAGCAGAGACCCCCUCCAUACGGAGCCCCAGUCGUUCAUUAAUCCGCUCUAGUCACAAUGGAGCUGCAGGAGCGGCCGCCGCCGUGUCAUGCUGUGUGCACGUCACACACACUCGCGACGCUCUUCUCGGUGACAACGUACGUAAUACUUCCCGCCGUAGUCGUGACGCUCGUGGAGGUGGGGGACGCCUACCUUCUCCUCUUCCUGGGACAGCUGCUGUUAGCCGUCGGUGCUGUCGAGUGGAGUUGGCUGGCCUUCCGCAUCCGUCAGCGGCUUCUGUUAGCCGUAAAUCUCCACGAGGAUGCAUCUACAACGACAGAAUCGAUCGCAUUCGUAGUAACACAAGACACAGGAGAACAGACACAACAGACAGAAGACGAAGAGGCCAGGAGACUGCGCGCACUGGAGGACCAGCCGUUGAGGAGACAGGAUCCCAGAGAGAACUACACGCGUAUGCUGAGCGAAGCCAUGCGCGCCAGGAGCUUCGCUAUCGCGCCACUAGCGGACAGGAUAUGUAGCGGACGCUGGUACCUCGCCGCCUUUUUCUUGGCUACUCUAGGCGCCGUUAUUAGCGUCCUUCUGGCCUACGCAGUGGAAAGCACGGUAUUUGACAGCAACAACCCUGCUUCGGGUUGGAGAAUGAUGGUCGGCGCGUCCGUGGAAGCCGCGUUCGUGUCUAUCUUCUGCAGUUCAUUGGCACCUUCAGGGGCGGACGCCGUCGUGCUUGUCGUGUACCAGGCCUGCGUUCUUGUGGCUAGUAUGAACGCAUACUUAAAGUUACAGGUAGAUGUCAUCGCCUCCGACGCUCAGGUGGACCCGCUGUUCAUUAUUUUGGCCGGCGCUAUCAUCAUCAUCGUGUUCCGUGUCGUGACGAGCAAAGUCGUCAUGCAGAGCCUGUUGCUGGUGCUGUGUGACGUGCUUGGUCUUGUGUGUAUUGUGUCGCCGCUCAUCGCCUUUGCGGACCUGAUUGACCAGACAAUGAACCAGUCGUUUAGGAAUCAACUGGCGCUUUUCGUGCUCGUGGUAUUAGCUGCAGACGUGGGGGAUUGUCUCGCCAAGGAGUUGCAGCUGCAUUGGCCACGGGUUUUCAAGUGGUGUCGGCACCCGGUGCUCAAGUCUGAAGCUACUACGAAAGAUGUGGAAGCGCUGGCGAUUUCGUUGAUGUGUGGUGCUAUUAUCAUUGCGGCUGUCCGUUUGGGCUCUGGUGGAUCAGAUUUCAACGCCGUGGAAGUGGUUGUGUUGUUCUGUGCCAUCGCAUUGGGACAGUGGUGUAGACUGUGGAUGGCACAUGUUCGACAAAUGGCUAAAGUGUCUACCUCCGCGUUUUAUUUUCCAGAGGGAAGCCGAACGUGCGGUGUGCUUGAUCGAAUGGCGGUUUUUCUUGUGGCUAUCAUUGUCUACUACCCGUACAUCAAGCAAAAGUACUUUGCAUAGGAUUGGUGACGGGUGAAACGUUUAGUUGAUAGCUCAAUUAGAGGCGGCGAUCGACAGUGCAAGCUCGUGGACCAGUGGCAUUCCGGUUGUGGAAAUUGUUAUUCUUGCCACAAACCACUAUUAGCGUCAUUUAUUUAUUUAUUGGGGCGAUGUGAGCAAGAAAAACGGUGCCAGCCCCGCGUUCAAGGCAAGACAUUAUUCACGACGAGUAAUUUGCAACACGUUCAAAGAUAGACAGAGCAAAAGAGGGCUAGACGGGAGAUUGAACGUUACAUGUAAUACUCGGCUUGUGGACAGCAACGAAUGAUGGAUCUGAGGUAGUUUUAAAUGCAAAAAUGUUGUGAUAAGUGUGCUCGAAUUCGAAAAUGCACGACGUUAAAUACUUGCUUCGGAAAUCCACACUGGGGUAAAUUACUACGCAAACAAAUAAAAGGCUUACUAACGUUAUUACGAGUAAAAA
Messenger RNA from Phytophthora nicotianae INRA-310, 1902 nucleotides. RefSeq lists its product as hypothetical. Bases 66 to 1442 code for a protein of 458 amino acids. The record is from RefSeq and is a predicted model, not a curated record. Gene Ontology annotation, biological process: CDP-diacylglycerol biosynthetic process. Gene Ontology annotation, cellular component: plasma membrane. The transcript has a single exon. NCBI's taxonomy places the organism in Eukaryota, Oomycota, Peronosporomycetes, Peronosporales, Peronosporaceae. Gene Ontology annotation, molecular function: phosphatidate cytidylyltransferase activity.